CUUGGGCUUGAAUCCCAUCCUAAUGCCUCCUUGGAAGAGCGAUGACAGCAGCUGGGGGCCUCUUAGAAACCCUCCCACGGUUUCUAACUUGUUCUGUUUCCCUUAUCGCUUCAGCACACCCUUCCCCUUUGAGAUUUCUGCUCUUGCCUCCUGUCCUUCGGCAGGAAGGACGUUUAGCAACUUCUACUCACGUGCCCAGAGGGCAACCACACCGAGGGGACCUCUUGUUUGAACCCAAGGCUGGGAGAGCGUGGGCACGGGGCUGCCGGCGGGGUGUUGCAAGAGGUCUGUCUUAGACACCUCCCCAGGGAACACCGGCCCACAAAUUUCAAGCUCAGGAUUAAAUAGACGGAGGAGGGGAAGGAACCAUGUUCCAGGCCACGGGACCUGCCAGCCCACCCCCAACUCACGAGGCAAAGAACAACUCAGGAGGCAGCACGGUGCAGCGCUCCAAGUCCUUCAGCCUGAAGGCGCAGGUGAAGGAGAUGUGCACCGCCUGCCAGAAAACCGUCUACCCCAUGGAGCGGCUGGUGGCGGAUAAAUUUGUCUUCCACAACGCCUGCUUCUGCUGCAAGCACUGCCACACCAAGCUCAGCCUGGGCAGCUACGCGGCGCUCCACGGGGAAUUCUACUGCAAGCCCCACUUCCAGCAGCUCUUCAAGAGUAAAGGCAACUACGACGAGGGCUUCGGGCGCAAGCAGCACAAGGAGCUGUGGGUGCACAAGGAGGUGGAGAGCGGGACCAAGUCGGCGUGAGCGGGGCCAGUCCCACCACCCCCCUUUUCCCCGGAGCCCAGCAGAGACGGCACGGAGCGGCGCUGAGCCGGGGGCUAACUGAGCUGAUGUAAAGCAAAGGGGACCCAGGGGGCUGUGGGGAGGGGAAGGGAGGCAGCCCAGCCCUCUUUGGAGGAUGCUUAGGGGGGAGCCAGGGUAGAGGAGACUGGGGUAGACCCCCAAGACCUGGAGUUUUCUCGCCACAGGUCCCUCUCCCCCAUGAAAUCAGAUCAGAAGCACUUGCCCCACGGGACCCCCAGCCCCGUUCACUCGUUUCAGGCCUGUCACCAUGGAAAAGGAGAUGACCCAGGGGCUUUCCCCACCCUGUACCAGCUCCUGCCACACCAAUCCUGCCUUGCUGGGGCUCCGAGUAAGGAGGGUCCUUGGUUUACAUCAGCUCAGUUCAGCUGGGAUUGUUCAGCCUUAAGGAUGCUGCCCUGCGACUGUUUAACAGUGUCUGUCUUUUUUAUAUUUGCCUUUAAUUGGUACGUUCUGCGCUGGAGCCUGGCACGGCAGCUUCACGCGUGACACUGCGCCAGGCGCUCUUUUAUUUUUGUAAUACAAGGUUUCCAAGCCUUC
Calidris pugnax (ruff) is the source of this 1352-nucleotide messenger RNA. RefSeq names its product LIM domain containing 2 (gene LIMD2). Gene Ontology annotation, biological process: actin filament bundle assembly. NCBI's taxonomy places the organism in Eukaryota, Metazoa, Chordata, Aves, Charadriiformes, Scolopacidae. The transcript is spliced from 5 exons. Gene Ontology annotation, molecular function: actin filament binding. Gene Ontology annotation, cellular component: plasma membrane; actin cytoskeleton. The record is from RefSeq and is a predicted model, not a curated record. Bases 369 to 755 code for a protein of 128 amino acids.